This is a messenger RNA of Aethina tumida (small hive beetle), 789 nucleotides long. Its product is annotated as lipase member H-like. The coding region runs from base 1 to 789 and encodes 262 amino acids. The transcript is spliced from 2 exons. The record is from RefSeq and is a predicted model, not a curated record. Lineage: Eukaryota; Metazoa; Arthropoda; Insecta; Coleoptera; Nitidulidae. Gene Ontology annotation, molecular function: lipase activity. Gene Ontology annotation, biological process: lipid metabolic process.
AUGAUCAAAACAAGAUUGCAGCUGGCAAAAUCUAGCUUCAAAGCCACAAGAAAGACAAAAUUCGUGACUCACGGUUGGUUAUCGAGUGGAUUUUCGGACACUUGUCUGACGAUCAAGAACGCCUAUUUAGAUCAGUCUGAUUUAAACGUCAUCGUCUUCGAUUGGGGUAAAAUCGCCGACAACGUGAUCUAUUUAGUACCGAUGCAGUCAGUGCCACUAAUAGCGAAAUACGUCAGUGAAUUUUUCAACUAUUUGAUCGACAAUUACGACGUUAAUUUGGAAGACGUGCAUUUCAUCGGUCACAGUUUGGGCGCUCACAUCAGCGGACACGCCGCCCGCAGGAUCAGGAAGGGAAAAAUCGGAAGAGUGACCGGUUUGGAUCCGGCUCUUCCGGGUUUCGCUAAACCGGCCACGGUUCCGGGUGGCACUCUGAUGAAGUCUGACGCUCAGUUUGUGGACGUGAUUCACACGUGCAUGGGCGUCCUGGGCGUCGACUAUCCGAUUGGGCACGCCGACUUCUAUCCCAACGGCGGAUGUCCACCGCAACCCGGAUGUGCUAGCGUGAUGGCUGAAGUGAUUGAGGCUUGCAGCCAUGGUAGAAGUUGGCAAUACUUCGCAAAUAGUAUAAACGAUACGAUGCCGUUUUUGGCGCAACAUUGUCAAUCGUACGAUGAUUUUGUUAGGGGGCAAAACUGUUAUGGGGAUGCGAUUCCAAUGGGAGAUCCGGUCCCGGAAAGUGCCAGAGGAGUUUACUUUCUAAGAACCAAUCUAACUUGGCCAAUAAAUUAA